Messenger RNA from Pyricularia oryzae 70-15, 2255 nucleotides. RefSeq names its product UDP-N-acetylglucosamine-1-P transferase. Bases 741 to 2129 code for a protein of 462 amino acids. Gene Ontology annotation, molecular function: UDP-N-acetylglucosamine-dolichyl-phosphate N-acetylglucosaminephosphotransferase activity. NCBI's taxonomy places the organism in Eukaryota, Fungi, Ascomycota, Sordariomycetes, Magnaporthales, Pyriculariaceae. Gene Ontology annotation, cellular component: membrane. Gene Ontology annotation, biological process: protein N-linked glycosylation; dolichol-linked oligosaccharide biosynthetic process. The transcript has 2 exons. The record is from RefSeq and is a predicted model, not a curated record.
CAUCUACCAAAUCAUUGGAAUCAAAUCACCGCGACGUCACCUUCCUCGAUGCCAUAAGAUGGACCGAUCAUGUAAUAAGGUGGCUACCCUACCUAAGUACCUUGGCACGCACCCAAACGUUAAAAGAUAAGAUUGUUCGAUUAUAAUCCGGGUUAGGGUUGAUUACGUUAGUAGCCUUUUGACGCAUAGCGGCAACGCACCCACCCACGCCCCUGCAAGAAGGAGUGCACAACAUGCAAACAGAGCGCCCCGCAAGGUGGAAUCUGUUUGCUUGCCGUCGUGAACGGACCAGACCGGCCUUUGAAGUUGUCGCAACUCGAGUUGCAUCGUGUCCUGUCCUUGGUCCACUCGAGUUACAAAAAGUUCGAGGUGUACGGUACUUGUUUGCCGUCUUGGGUUCGCUUCUUGUACAUCAAUCCAGUUGCCUUCAUUUUCGUCUCGUCGUAAUUUUGACAGGGUUUUGCGUUUUAACAAUUCUUUCCUUCCUUCUUUCUUUUUGUCACUCAUUCUCACAUCAAAAGUUCAGUCGAAUUGACUCGCUCUAGUAUGCUGUGGUUGUCUCGUUUACCAUCUCGCUUCCCCAAAUAAACAAAGACAUUGGCAAUCUGCAUACAUGUCCAGAACCUGGAUGGUCUUUUCCUCAUAGGAGUGCCAACAGCAGAACAAAUAUCUGCAACAUUGCCCAUCAGGACCUCAGCCUAAAUCCCACACCCCCCUGGUCGACGUGGAGCCGCCCAAACAUGGCGGUCGGCAGUGAGCUUUCGACAACAGAGACCUUCAGCCUGCUCUCGCUAUCUGCAGCAUGUGUUGCAAUCCUCGCAAAUACAUUCCAGGGUGAUGGCGAGCCGCUCGUGGCUUCUCUCGCCCUGAGUGGCCUCGCUUUCGCUGCGAGCUUCUCCAUGAUCCGCUGGCUGGGACCUACCUUCCUCAAAGCCGGUAUCAAGGGCGCGGAUCUGAGCAAAGUUCAAAGGAGAGAGAUACCCGAGUGUAUGGGCGCUGUUUGCGCCAUCGUGUACCUGUUGAUGAUCAUUGUCUUCAUUCCAUUCCCGUUCUAUAAGGAUAUUGUGGCGGCAACAAGCGGAGGCGGCAACCGUGAUGUCGUGCUGCACACUGAGCAUGUCCAAGAGGGUCGGUUUCUUCAUCGGUUCCCUCACAACAAGCUCGCAUCUUUUCUGUCUGCGGUUAUAUCACUGCAGUCGAUCACACUUCUGGGCAUCGGUGACGACCUCUUUGAUAUAAGAUGGAGGCACAAGUUCUUCAUCCCGGCGUUUGCAGCCAUCCCACUCCUGGUCGUCUACUUUGUCGAUUUCGGCGUCACCUCAGUCGUGGUCCCCAUCCCUCUGCAGCCGUACCUUGGCGAACUGUUACACCUGGGGCCCCUUUACUACAUUUACAUGACCGCCAUCGCCAUCUUCAGUCCCAACAGCAUCAACAUCUUCGCCGGUAUCAAUGGCAUCGAAGUCUCGCAGUCCCUGGUGAUAGCUCUCCUCAUCAUCCUAAACGAUUGCCUCUACCUAUCUACGUCGUACCCCCAUCCAGCGACCGACAGCCACCUCUUCUCCCUCUACUUCCUACUCCCCUUUGUCGGCGUCAGCCUCGCCCUGCUGUACCACAACUGGUAUCCGGCCCGCGUAUUCGUCGGUGACACGUACUGUUACUUCGCCGGCAUGGUCUUUGUCGUUGUGAGCAUACUCGGCCACUUCAGCAAGACCCUUAUCCUGCUGCUGGUUCCGCAAAUCUUCAAUUUUGUCUACUCAGCACCCCAGAUCUUUGGCCUGGUCCCGUGCCCCCGCCACCGCAUGCCGCGCUUCCAUGCCCGCACCGGCCUUAUGGAGCCCUCGGUAACGCCCUGGACCCCCGAACGCCAGCCUCGCGCCCCAAUCGCCGUCGCCCUGAGGCUGAUUGCUCGCUUCCGUCUCAUACGACUGACAGAGGAUGCCGACGGCCGCUUCGUCGAGACGACCAACAUGACCAUUAUCAACUUGUGGCUGGUCUGGCGCGGACCCCUGACGGAGCGUCGCCUUGCCACUGAAUUGACCGUCGUUCAGGCUGUCGCCGGCCUUUUCGGCCUGUUUGUCCGGCACCGUCUCGCCCUGGUCGUCUUUAAGGAAGAUAACUGGAGUCUCUGAGGUGGUGCUCGCAGUGUCUGGGCAAGACGAGAUAUAUCUUGGUGAAUUACACCCUUGCUUGGGCCCUAAGCCCAGGUGUCCGGGGUAGUCAAUGUAUGUUAAUAAAUCGAAAUGUGAUUUUUACGG